Messenger RNA from Owenia fusiformis, 881 nucleotides. Lineage: Eukaryota; Metazoa; Annelida; Polychaeta; Sabellida; Oweniidae. The record is from the annotation of a GenBank genome assembly.
CUUGAUUUCUACAUCAUUUCAAAGGUACAUGUAAGUAAGAACAUGAAGGGUUCAAAACUUAUCAUGGUCGGUAUUUUCUUGCUUUCUCGAGAUGCGAUAGCAACAGAAGGACCAGAACCAUGCUCAACGAAGACACCAUGCAUGGACACGACACCCACUAACUUCACCGUUUAUAAGAAGACAUUCUCUUUGAUAUCCGAAGGCCCGGCCAUAAGCCACUUCAACAGAACAGAUCUCUUUCAUAACUUCUUCAAACGUGUAGGAAUCACUUCCCGUUCGGAUAUCAUCAAAAAAGGCAGAGAAUUUGUCACCAAUAUGAAAGAGAAAUACGGAGUGGAUUUGAGUGGUUUAACAGAUACGCAACUAUAUCUUGGUGAGACCGUUGAUAUGGGUGACUUCCCAUUCCUUCCAGUUGUAUUUGAAAGUACAAUGCGAGUUAUAACCGAAACAACACCAACACAGGCUAGCUAUUACAGGAAUGCCAAGGCAUAUAUGGCAGGGUACAGACUGCACCCAAAGAAAUCAAUGUCAUUGUCUUGUGGAUCCUGGAAAGGCGCAAUUUCAAAGGAUUCUGCCCUAUGGGUUUCUUGGAUGGUGUUAGAAACAAACGAAGAUUGUGAAUCCAGUACAGAGCCUGAUGUAUAUACAGUUUUCCAAGCUGCCCCUGACGUUAUGAUGGAUGGUCUGUAUCCAAUCGUGUCUGAGAUAUACUCAGAUAAAUAUGGUAUGGGGAAAGUGCAUGGAAUAUCAGUAUCUCGACGAGCAUCUCAACAUCUUGAUGAGUUUGGUGUUUAUGCGUUGGCCAUUAUAAUAAGAUUUCCAAUGUAAACAAUCUGUGUAUUCAUUAUAAAUAUCAAUAUUGCUUGAAUUUAGAACUAAAA